GGUGUGUGGUGCGUGCUUGCGUGCCUCUCAAUAUGGGUUAGGAUGUUUGCAACCUUUUUGCGAUGAGUUUGUGCUCAGUUCAGUUUUCUGUCUCAGGAACCUGUCCUUUCUCAAGUCUUCAACAUGAGUAAAUGACAUCCGGUGUUGUCUUAUUUAAAAUUGAUAGGGCAAUCGACUUGAAAUGAACAACACAUACAGCUCAAAUGCAUCAGCUGGGUGGUCAAGGGAAGGCGUGGUGAUGCGCGAGAAGAAAUCCAACCAGAUGAGCAAAGUCCAGAAGAUCAAGCAUCGCAUCAGCUCAAGCUUCGGGCGCCUCUCGCUGUCCAAGAGCUCGGACGCGGUGGACGCGGGCGCGCGCGAUGUCGGCGACCGGCAGGAGGCGGCCGCCGACCCGCUCAGGAGCAACGGCUACUCGGAGGAGUACCUGGACCGGUUGGAGCCCAACGGCAACAUACCCAAGGACAACUCGCUGCACCUCGGCUGGGAGCGGCUGGCUGACCCUGACCCCGUGUCGCGCCAGCUGUCCGUCUCGUCCGACAGCCGGCUGCUGGACGGCGCGGCCGGCUCGGAGGUCAAGGUCGUUAUGCGACCCAAGAGGCCGCCGCGGCCCAAGUCCGAGGUGCUCAUCUGCCAGCAGAGCCGGAAAUCCAAACGUUACUCGGCCUUCGGGGGCGACUCGCCGUUCGGCCGCCAGGAGGCGUACGUCAAGCUGGACGCACUAGGCGAGGGCUCCUACGCCACCGUCUACAAGGGCUACAGCAACCUGACGCAGCAGACGGUGGCGCUGAAGGAGAUCCGGCUGCAGGAGGAAGAGGGCACACCCUUCACCGCCAUCCGUGAGGCCAGUCUGCUUAAGGAGCUGAAGCACGCCAACAUCGUCAUCCUGCACGACAUCAUCCACACCAAGAGCGCGCUCACGUUCGUCUUCGAAUACGUGCACACGGACCUGUCGCAGUACCUGGAGAAGCACCCUGGCGGGCUGCACGGCCGUAACGUGCAGCUGUUCAUGUACCAGCUGCUGCGCGGCCUCAGCUACUGCCACGCCCGGCGCAUCCUGCACCGCGACUUGAAGCCGCAGAACCUGCUCAUCUCGCAGAUCGGCGAGCUCAAGCUGGCCGACUUCGGUCUGGCACGGGCCAAGUCUGUGCCGAGUCACACGUACUCGCACGAGGUUGUGACGCUCUGGUACCGGCCGCCCGACGUGCUGCUCGGCUCCACAGACUACACCACCUCGUUGGACAUGUGGGGCGUAGGCUGCAUCUUCGUCGAGAUGGUCGCUGGCGUGCCGUGCUUCCCGGGCGUACGCGACGUGGCCGACCAGCUGGACAAGAUCUUCCGCGUGACGGGCACGCCGGACCGGCGCGCGUGGCCGGCGCUGGCCGCCCUGCCGGGCUACCGUCCGGAGCGGCUGGGCCGGCACCGGGCGCGCCGGCUCUCAGACGCCUUCCCCCGGCUGGCCGAGCUGCCACAUGCCGAGCCUCUCGCCGGCCGCCUCUUGCAUCUGGUGCCGGAGCGGCGGGCGGCGGCGGACGCGGCGCGGCGGCACCGCUACUUCGCCGACCUGCCGCCGCAGCUGGCGGCGCUGCCCGACACGGCGAGCGUCUUCACCGUCCCCGGCGUGCGGCUGCACCCGGAGCCCAAGCAGUUCGCGCCCGUCGUGCUCAAGAUGGCGCAGGAGCUGCGCAAGAAGCACUAGCGGCGGCGCGCGCGUCGGUAGUUGAGCCGGCGGCCGCGGGCGGCGCUGGCGUCUGCCGGCGGGCGGGCGGCUCCCAGUGGGCGUUUGUACGCGGCGAGUGGGCGCGUGGUGGGUGGUCGACGCACGAGACGCGUGCGGGGAAACGUUCUCCGCCGGCCGGAGUCCGCACGGGGUAGAGGAAGCUCUAGUCACCGGUCCGUCAUGUUACUGCGCGCGUGUUGAGAUGGGCGCCGAUCCGUGGGGAGUUGUCGACACUAUCGGAGGCCCACAUCGCCGCACAGGGGCUGGCGCUGGCGCCAUCUAGUUGCUCUGUCCGCUCCCAGCAGUUGGCGAGCGCCACCUACCGGGCUUCGACCGUACCGACCGUAUGCGAUUGAUGCUCACAAAGUCGCCUGUCGCGGCGUGGUAGGUGAGGUAGCUGUGAGAUGUCUGUGCACCGCUUCGCGACUUUUCAGACAAUACGUCCGUGCUGUGUUGUCCGCCUGUGUUGUAUCCCGUUCAACGUGCUGACCGGUCCUGCGGUCUGCUCACCAUGGUGACCUUUCGCCAUCGAGUGAACAUUUACUGUUAUGUUUUGUUUUUUUAAUAAUUUUGUCGUUUAUGACGCGUGCAAACUGUUCCGCCGCUUGUCGUUAUUUUGACGCCCUAUCCGAUCCCAGGAGGCGCGCGCGUCACCGUCCUCUCCGAACCCUCUCUCGGCCUGGAGAGGACUUGGCGACACAGGCUGGGCCUUUCGUACGCACAUGUGUCGGCGCGCGCCGGACGCGUAGCUGGGGGCGGCCGGCGCGCGGCGUGGCCCUCCGUGUCCUCCCGGCACUGUGAUACGGGUGUGCAGCAGCCGCCCUCGUCCAGCGGCCGGCGUCUGUCUGCGGGCCGGCCCGUGGCGCGCUCCGCCGGCGGCGGCUCCGUGGCCGAACCUCGGGCCGCGGAGCACACUCGGCGUGGGGCCGGUCCGGCCGCGAGCUCCCGCGCCCCGCCGCGCAACAAGGAACGCGAAGCUGCCAGACGAGCGCACACGACCGGCUGCUCUCGGCCGCCCAGCUGGGGUCGCUGGCACGAGGUCACUGUCGCACGAUCUUCACCGGCCGCUCUGCUAGUGCACCGUAUGAUAUCGAGUGAUCUGUUCGGACAUCUCACGGCAAACCAAAGAUCUGUUUCGUCCACUCGCGGCGUCGUGAGGCGUGACGCCUCGUGACGUGACGUGACGUGACGCCUCCUGUGAAGAGGUCCUAUUGCGUCCGGGGCGAAUCAGACAUAGGCUUUCAUAUAUGGUGUGGAUGUAUUACUUUCCAUAUAUGUGUGUUGUUUGAAAUAGACACGUACAUGUCGUAAACGCAAUUGCGUAAUUUGUGCAUCUCACAAUACAGCUGCGAGAAGUGA
Molecule: messenger RNA, 3076 nt
Organism: Pollicipes pollicipes
Lineage: Eukaryota; Metazoa; Arthropoda; Thecostraca; Pollicipedomorpha; Pollicipedidae
Product: cyclin-dependent kinase 14
Exons: 11
Coding region: 182-1696 (504 amino acids)
Biological process (GO): protein phosphorylation
Cellular component (GO): cytoplasm; nucleus
Molecular function (GO): heme binding; cyclin-dependent protein serine/threonine kinase activity; ATP binding
Source: RefSeq, a predicted model, not a curated record